AGUAAUAUCGAAGCUAUUGAUUAAUAACAAUAAGAAUUUUGCACAAACUUGUAGGCCGCAGUUUCUGCAAAUUCGCAGCCAGCAUGGACAUGAUAAACAAAUUUUAUUCGACAGCCGUGCAGACGGUGUCCACUCUGUCCGGCGUACUGCCCGGAAAUAACGUUACUCGGGAGUAUGAGGUGCUGGAACAGGUGUGCACCGCCGGAGUGGGUCUCAUGUGGAAGGUGUACAAUGGCUACAAGAAGAGCACCAAGCAAGAGGUGUCCGUGUUCGUUUUCGAGAAGAAAUCCCUUGAGCGUUGGUCCAAGGAUGACAGGGAAACCAUGCUGGAAACGCUGCGCAGGGGCGUGCAACAGUUGACCAAAAUCCGUCAUCCACAUGUGCUCACUGUGCAGCAUCCGCUGGAGGAGAGCCGAGACUCUCUGGCCUUUGCCACGGAGCCCGUGUUCGCCUCGCUGGCGAAUGUCGUUGGCGACAAUGUGCGCUCUGAGAAGAAGCUGUACGACGUGGAGAUCCGUCAUGGCCUGCUGCAGCUGUUCGAUGGCCUGCAGUUCCUCCACCAAGACGCCAAGAUCGUGCACCGCAACAUAUCCGCCGAGACUAUCGUGAUUAACAAGAACCGCAGCUGGAAGCUAUUUGGAUUUGACUUUUGCAUCGCCAACCAGCCAGCGACGGACGGAACGCCGAACUGGCCCUUCCGGGAGUACACUACCUCGUUGCAUGUUCUGGCGCAGCCCAGCCUGGAGUAUACGGCUCCGGAGGUGGCCUUGAAUAGUAUCAACACUCCCGACAGUGAUCUCUUCUCGUUGGGCGUGCUCAUCUUUACCAUAUAUUCCGGCAAGCCGCUCAAGAUGUUUGGGAGCGAUUACAGUGGCUUUCGGCGCUAUGCCAACGAUCUCAACCAGCGGAAAUAUCCACCCAUGAACGCGGUUCCCGGCGAGUUAACCGAGAGCCUCAAGGCGCUACUGCAUCCCAGUGCAGGUCUGCGGCCAAAGCUGCACGAGCUCAAGCAGAUCGCCUACUUCCAGGAUGUGGGCGUUAAGACUCUUAGCUAUUUGGACUCGCUGUAUCAGUGGGACAAUCUGCAGAAAUCCAAGUUCUACAAGGGACUGCCCCAGAUCAUUCCGACGCUGCCGCACCGUGUUAAUCUCCACUCGAUCCUUCCUUACCUGGUCAAAGAGUUUGUUAACUCGCCGAUGAUCCCCUUUGUGCUGCCAAAUGUGCUGCUUAUCGCAGAAAUGAGCAGCCAGCGAGAGUACUGCGACCACAUCCUGCCGCAUCUGAAGCCCAUCUUCAAGCUAACGGAUCCCAUACAGAUUCUGUUGAUUUUCAUGCAAAAGAUGGAUCUUUUAUUGAAGCUAACGCCCGCCGAAGAGGUCAAGCAGAGUGUGCUGCCGCUACUGUAUCGCUCCCUGGAGUGCGAUAUGCCCCAGAUUCAGGAUCUCUGCCUAGCGGUGCUACCCACCUUCUCCACCCUGAUCGACUACAACGCCAUGAAGAACUCGGUUCUGCCGCGCAUCAAGAAACUGUGCCUGCAGAGCAGCAAUGUGUCGGUGAAGGUCAACUGCCUGAUAUCCAUUGGAAAGCUGUUGGAGAACCUGGACAAGUGGUUGGUGCUAGAUGAGAUCCUGCCCUUUCUGCAGCAGAUUCAGAGCCGAGAGCCAGCCAUCAUCAUGGGCAUUAUAGGAAUCUACAAAAUUGCUAUGACCAACACCAAGCUGGGCAUAACCAAGGAUGUGAUGGCACAUAAAUGCAUUCCCUACCUAGUGCCCUUAAGUGUCGAGAACGGCCUGACUAUAGCUCAAUUCAAUACGAUCAUAGGCCUCAUCAAGGAAAUGCUCGGCCGGGUGGAGCAGGAGCAGCGCGAGAAGUUGCAGCAACUGUCCACCAUUCAGAGAGACAAUAAACCCAAAGAUGCUUCCGAAAUAUUGGCCAAUGAGCUGGACACCAGUUCUGCCCUCUCGCCCACUGGUGGAGCCAACAAUGGCAACAAGAUCAACGAUGACAUGUUCUCGGGCUUCACUGUGGGCCAACCGAAGGCAGGAAAUGCCGCUCCCAUAGCACCCGUCAAAGCCAAAGAGCAGCUCAAAAUAACGCACAACACCAUGUCGGCGCAGUCAGCUGGCAGGCCAGACAUUCUCUCCUCGAUGAUGCAAAGCAACCUGACUGGCCUCGGAGCGACAGCAGUUACUAGUCCCACAUCUGCACCGGCACCCAUGCAGAUCAAUAAUGGCUGGCACAGUGCCAAUCCGUUGGUUAUGAACCACCAACUGGCCUCACCACAGGCCAGUAACAAUAAUUUCUCCUCCUUGGACAACCUGGAUCCCUUUGGCGGUGGUACAGGUGUCACGGCGACCGCCAAGCCAAACAAUACGAACGGUGCCAACACGUACACGCUGCAACAACCGACAGUUAACUAUAUUUAUCCAGCCGGCUACAGUCUGAACAGCAUCCAGCAACAUCAGCAGCAGCAACAGCAGCAGCAUCUGCUGGGCAAGCCCAGCCAGGCUCCAACGCUCCAGCCCCAGACACAGCCCCUGCUGCCGACAGAUAACCAGAACCUCAAUGCACUCUCCCAGCAGGACAUACUUAACUUUUUGAACUAAACGCAGUUGUAGCUAAUAACCACAUAUUCCAUAUAUCUGAUAGCAAGGCCAACUCCAUAUACACCAGGUUGCGUCGGAAUUUUAGAAGAAAAAAAUAACCAUAAAGCGGCAAAAACAGGAGAAUAUAGAAAGUUCUUCGAAAUUUCUGCUGAAGGAAAUAUCUAAAUAUUGUUUAGACUUGUCUAUACCUCAUGUUUUUGUCGCAGGGACUUUGACUUACCAUAUUCACAUAUAUACAUACCUAUAAAUAUAUAUAUAUAAAUUGAUAUGUACGAGGUGUGAUUGUCCUGUACGUGUGUGUGCUGCGUGUUUGUUAGAAAUGUUUUAAAUUAUAUUAUGUAGAUUUUAACACGAGUCCUUUGGCUCCUCGCUCGUUGCCACAUUCCGCAACCGAUAUCAAACGCAAAACGAAAUGAAUGCGUUUAGUUAAAAAUAGAAUAUGUAUUAUUAUUGUUAGCUAGACAAAAGAGCAAACUCGUGCAAUGGAUCCUUACUUAAAUAUAUAUUUUACAAAUUAUAUACAUAUUAUAAUUCAAAUC
This is a messenger RNA of Drosophila kikkawai, 3145 nucleotides long. RefSeq names its product SCY1-like protein 2. The record is from RefSeq and is a predicted model, not a curated record. Gene Ontology annotation, molecular function: ATP binding; protein kinase activity. Gene Ontology annotation, biological process: protein phosphorylation. NCBI's taxonomy places the organism in Eukaryota, Metazoa, Arthropoda, Insecta, Diptera, Drosophilidae.